AAUCAGGGUCGGACACGUGUUUACUCCAUGACUGAAAACCUCAAUCAGGAGAAUGCAAUCAAUCUUAAUUCCAAAUAAGGUAGGUUUGGAGUAAAGCUGUUACAUGAGCUCCAGAUUUUGGACUGACUUUUGCCUCAGACAUCCUGCCCUGAUCCAGCCCAGCCCAGAAGGAUACAAAUUAUCUGCCAGCUUAUAGGGGCAGCGAUGUGAGUGCUGAAGGGCAGGGAAUCCCGACACGCGUGGAGCUGACCUGGAGGUGGAUGAGAGGGAACCUCCGCGCUCAGACAGGGCUGGAGAGAAGCUAAAGAGGCAGUAGGUUUGAUUUGGCAAGUUGUUUGGAAAAGGAGUUGAGAAGUGUCCUGUAAACACUGAAGAAUAGAAAAUGGUCGUCUGUGGAUCUCUAUGGUGAAGACCUCAGAAGAAAUAUCAAUUUUUCCAGUCAGCUUUUCAUAAUGUAAAUAUAGUUUGAGCUUCCCCCAAUGGGCAGCUAAACCAUGAACAAGCGGAAAAACCCUUUUUGGACUGUAUUUCUGAACCAGGCUUCACCUUCCAUCUCAAGAACUUUUUAAAGGAUUACAGCUGAAAAAGACAAGAAAAAGAAAACCUUGAACAGGAACCUUAUCCUACAAUGAGAAUUACAAGUACAUGUUGUAUCUGCCCAGUCCUAGUUUGUCUCUGUUUUGUGCAGAGGUGUUAUGGAGCUGCUCAUCAUGGCUCCAUCAAGGUGACUAGAAAUCAAACAAAACAUAUAGAAGGUGAAACAGAAGUACAUCAUCGUCCCAAGCGUGGAUGGGUGUGGAAUCAGUUCUUUGUUUUAGAAGAACACAUGGGACCAGAUCCUCAAUAUGUAGGAAAGCUGCACUCCAAUUCCGACAAAGGUGAUGGAUCAGUCAAAUAUAUUCUUACUGGAGAAGGAGCAGGAACUAUAUUUAUUAUUGAUGACACGACGGGAGACAUCCAUUCAACCAAAAGCCUAGAUCGAGAACAGAAGACACAUUAUGUGCUUCAUGCCCAAGCUAUUGAUAGAAGGACAAACAAGCCACUUGAGCCUGAAUCUGAAUUCAUUAUCAAAGUACAGGAUAUCAAUGACAAUGCACCAAAAUUUACAGAUGGACCAUACAUUGUUACUGUGCCAGAGAUGUCUGAAAUGGGUACAUCUGUUCUACAAGUGACAGCAACAGAUGCAGAUGACCCUACAUAUGGAAACAGUGCCAGAGUAGUAUAUAGUAUUCUUCAGGGACAGCCAUAUUUCUCUGUUGACCCUAAAACAGGAGUCAUCAGGACUGCCUUGCAUAACAUGGACAGGGAAGCCAGAGAGCAUUAUUCCGUUGUCAUUCAAGCCAAAGAUAUGGCUGGGCAGGUUGGAGGGCUGUCAGGGUCAACAACAGUAAAUAUCACACUCACUGAUGUCAACGACAAUCCACCCAGGUUUCCUCAGAAACAUUAUCAGCUCUAUGUUCCUGAAUCAGCUCAGGUUGGAUCAGCAGUUGGCAAAAUCAAGGCAAAUGAUGCAGACACUGGCUCAAAUGCUGACAUGAAGUACACAAUUAUAAAUGGUGAUGGUGCUGGGGUGUUUUCCAUAUCCACUGACAAAGAAACACGGGAAGGUAUUCUUUCCCUGAAGAAGCCGCUCAACUAUGAAAAAAAGAAAUCCUAUACGCUUAAUAUAGAAGGAGCAAAUACUCAUCUUGAUUUCCGCUUUUCGCACUUGGGACCAUUCAAGGAUGUAACAAUGCUGAAGAUCAUAGUUGGCGAUGUGGAUGAACCUCCGCUCUUCACUAUGCCUUCCUAUGUCAUGGAAGUUUAUGAAAAUGCAAAGAUUGGGACAGCUGUUGGCACUGUAACGGCACAAGAUCCUGACACUGCCAACAGUUUAGUGAGAUAUUUCAUUGAUCAUAACACAGAAGAAGAUAGAUAUUUCACCAUUGAUGCUAAUACUGGAACCAUUAAAACUGCCAAGAUCUUUGACAGAGAGGAAACACCUUGGUACAACAUCACAGUGGCUGCUUCUGAGAUAGACAAUCCUGGGCUAGUGAGCCAUGUUCCAGUUGGCAUUAGAAUCCUGGAUGUCAAUGACAACCCUCCGGAGCUCGCCAGAGAGUAUGACGUAGUGGUCUGUGAGAAUGCAAAGCCUGGUCAGGUAAUUCAGACCAUCACUGCAACUGACAAAGAUAACUCUGCAAAUGGGGCCAGAUUCCAUUUUUCUCUUGAUGAAGGGCUUUCUUUGAAUCCCAACUUUACUCUAAGGGAUAAUGAAGAUAACACAGCCAGUAUCCUGACAAGACGAAGGAGAUACAGUCGAACCAUUCAAGAUAUCUAUUACCUCCCAAUUUUGAUUUCUGAUGGUGGAGUGCCCCCUCUCAGCAGCAGCAGUACUCUCACUGUUAGAGUUUGUGCAUGUGAGCGAGAUGGACGUGUGAGAACUUGCCAUGCUGAAGCUUUCCUCUCCUCAGCUGGCUUGAGCACAGGAGCUUUAAUCGCAAUCCUGCUCUGCGUUGUCAUUCUUCUGGCAAUUGUGGUCCUUUUCAUCACCCUAAGACGUAGCAAGAAGGAGCCUUUGAUCAUUUCAGAAGAAGAUGUCCGAGAAAAUGUUGUGACAUAUGAUGAUGAGGGCGGUGGAGAAGAAGACACAGAAGCAUUUGAUAUCACAGCACUACGUAAUCCAUCAGCUGCAGAAGAGCUAAAGUAUCGGAGGGAUGUCCGCCCUGAAGUUAAGCCUGCACCCAGGCAUCAUCCCUCUUCAAGCCUUGACAGUAUAAAUGUUCAGGAGUUCAUUAAACAAAGACUUGCAGAGGCUGAUCUGGACCCCAGCGUGCCCCCAUACGACUCCUUACAGACAUAUGCCUAUGAGGGUCAUAGAUCAGAAGCUGGAUCUAUCAGCUCUCUGGAUUCAGUCACAACACAAUCUGACCAGGAUUAUAAUUACCUUGGAGACUGGGGGCCUGAGUUCAAGAAGCUAGCUGAACUCUAUGGGGAAAUAGAAUCAGAAAGAACAACUUAGCUGUAAUUCCCAGAACAGAGAAGUUCCUAAACAGCUGGAGGUAGAACGACAGCAGUGACAACAGCAAAUGAAUACAGUACUUGGAACUGAGCAAGUUGUACACAGUUACUGUAGAACAAGUGCCCUUUUCAUAUUUGAAACUGGGUUCUCCAAUUGGAAGAAAGUGAAAUUUUGAAAAAUACAGAAAAAAGAAGCAAUUGUCCCUUGUGUAUAUUUUUAAUUGCUCAAUAAAGUCGGUGGUACCGUAUCCAUAACAGUACCUAAAGUAAAGCCGGGCAAUGACACUUUUAUUGCAAUAUGCUUAACAUCUCCGAGCUACAGUAUGUUUCUGAUCAUGCCUGUUUAGGAAGAUAGCUAAUGGAAGAGCAAAUCAUUUGCAGAUGGCUUUGAGGUUGCCUUGCUAGCUGUGCUCUAGGCCUUGUGAUCCCAAUGUGAGGUAGCUAAUGGGGUUUACUAUCAGUGUGAGAAGUCCUAGGAGUCAUUUUCCUUUAACAGCAGGGAUAAUCCACACCUGUCCUCUAAAAUAAAUGGUCCUUUGAUGGUUUAAUCUAUUUAAAUUAGCAGGCUGCAAUGUGAAAAUGUCAUUUCAUUAUGUCCCUCAUAAUCUUAUUAUCCCUAACCAGCUAGCAGAGGGAGAACAUCAUUAGCUGUCAGUGCAAACACAGCUCUAGACCAUAACCCCAGACCCAGUCUAGAAGUGUUGUUUUCAGUGUGCGUGCUUUUUGUCUUUUCAUGAGAACAUCAUUCAUGUAGAUGGAAUGGAUCUGAAGUAAUCUUUAUGCAGCAAAUCAGAUGAAGCAUAGGCUCUUUCAGCAAAAACAAGAAUGGCAGCACAAUUAAAGUAUGCAGUUGUUCGGUUCACUGUGCUUCACUUACGGCAAUAGACAGAGCUUUUGAAGUCUUUUGCUGAUCUUAAUCCAGGAGCUACAACAGUCACUUUAUGACAGAGUUCUUAAUCGUAAUGUGUCUAUUUUUGUCUGUGUCUAAAAGCAAAAUAUUGCUGCUGGCAAGACAUGAGAAUAGAGAAGAUUUAAACAAGGUGACAAAAAUGAUGAUGCUUUUUUUCUUUUUAGUUCAAUAUAUAGAUAUUUAAUUUGUCCUGGAGUAAUUUCUAUCUAAGCAGAACAAACGCUUUUUCUCCCUGUUUCAAACAUCAUGGGAAGAUAAACAUCUUAAGCCAGUGGAGGGUGAAAGAAAUAAAAUGUGUCAUUUUGGAUUUCUUAUGGAUGAAAUAAAUUGAUCUAUUGUAUUAUUUAUUUAUUUAUUGCAUUGCAUUGCAUUGCAUUGCAGAAUUUGCUCUUUAGUCUGCUUAGUAACUAAUCUACAAGAUUUAUGUUUCCUUUUGGUCUGUUUGAAACUUUAACCUUUUGUUUCUCUGUCUUCUGAUAAUACUAUGAGAAGCCAAGGAGAACAUAUCAUCCCAUGAAGGAUUAUGACUGAUUAGGUUCACUAUCUACUAAAGUCUUCUGCUUUUAAAAUGAUUGGAGCUCUACUUAGAGAUGUGGGCUUUUACAAUAUGCAUUUCAUAGAGACACUGUUCAGGGCAGAAGCUGUGUACUGUUUGUCUACUUUGGGUUGGUAUGGAGAGAUUCAGACUGGCAGAGAAUUACCUAAAUAAGAAUCACAGGAUCAUUUAACUUGAAAAAGACCUACAAGAUCAUGAGGUUAGGUGUUGUCACCUAACAAAACAAGUCCACCACCAAACCCCAUCCCUAAGUAGAACACCCAGUGGGAAUAGUGACUCCACCACCUCCUUGGGCAGCCCCUAGCAAUGUCUAGCUAACCUUUCCAUGAAUAAACUCUUCUUAGCACCCAAUCUAAACCUCCUCUUUUGCAGCUUGGGACUGUUGACUCAUGUCCUUUCACUUUUCACCUGAGAAAAAAGACCAACACCCUCCUCACUACAACUUCCUUUCAAGUAGUUGUGGAGAGCAGUCAGGUCUCCCAUCAGCCUCCUCCAGGCUAAGCAACCCCAGUUCCCUCAGCCACUCUUCAUAAUUCUGUUUUCUAUGCCCUUCACCAUCUUCAUUGCUCUCUUCUGAAUGCACUCCAAUUCUUGCUCAUCCAAGCAGAGUCUGUCUUUAUACUGACCUAGUAUGAGCCACACAAGUGAACCAUUUAGUUCUUUACACUGUAAGUAGGUAAGUUCUAUCCAAUUUUUGAUCAGUCCCACUUUGAGAAUUUUUACGUCUUUCAAUAAAUUCCUUACCAGUAAGCUGUUGAUUGCUUUUGGUUUACACAGUCUUCUGGAGAAACAAGUAGCCUUGAAAGAAACUUCUCAAACAAUAAAUAUAUAUAUAUAUAUUAGUUGCAAUUAUUUCCAGAGUUGUUUUGUAAACAAACUGUUUUUACUUCAAUUUGAAAAUUUUACUGUUUCUAUUAACAACCAAAUUCACAAACCAAUUUAGAGGGGGAAAAAAAAAACAAGCCCUAAGAAGUCCUACUGAUGAUUUGAGAGUAGUUUUGUCAUCUUUGUUCAGAUUUUGUUUUUUAAUUUCUACCAAAUGCAGAAUCUUCUAGUAAUACAUUUGCUGAAGGCAUCCUCAUUGCAGAGUACAGUUCAACAGCUGCUUUAAAGCAGUGACCUUUGUACUACUUGAACUGAGAAUGGUUUAUGUAUCUUUUCUGAGGGUAGAGUUAGGAUGUGUUUCGAUUUCAUCCUAAAUGAAGCAACUAGAAGUGCAAGUUUUUUAUGAGGAUAAAUUUUAUUUUGAUUUAGAUUACAUUUGCUUUUUCUGACUUUUCAGUUUUUAUACGAUAUGAGUAAAAUGCUAAGAAGAAAAUCUUUGAACACUGAUAGUAUCAUGAGUCAUAAUAGUUUGUACUGCAUAUACAUUAGAGCUGCAUUCAUUUAUACAAUAAUUUUGAGAGCCAAUGUUAGUUAUCUUUAUGUCUGUUUCUGCUUACCCCACACCAAAGCAGGGAAAAUCAAAUGUGUAUUGUGCUUUAAGUAGUACUCCAGUCAUUGUUUUAUUUUUAUUUGCUUUACAGAACAUUCAGGCUUAAAGCCAACAGAAGUUAAGUGCAGCAACACAAUCACUCUUUAUGCUCAUGUUUUGAUUAAGUUAAUGAAAAGAGGAGGUCCUAUCUCACAGAAUUAAGAAUCCUCCUUUUCACCAUUCCUGGUGCUCUCUUGCUGCUCUACAACAUGUACAUUUUACCCAAAGCCCCGGGGAUUCUGAAUCAUUUAAAAUUCUGCAGGAUUAUUGAGACUGUACUUGAGCAAUGCUGCAGUGAGUUCUGUUCAGUUUGUCCUAUCCACAGUGAUAGCCAAAUGUGCUUUUUUGUCAUGAUAUGUCUGCAUGCUUGCUAUGCUUACUGUUUUUUACUCAAAUGCACAUUGCCGUGCCGUGUUGUUUGCAUGACAAAUAGCAGAAUACUAAAUCUUCAGGGCUGCAAAAGCAGGCCUCGUGAUGCAAAAAGAACAUAUUUUCAGAUUUAUUUCCCUUAUCCCACAGAAUUUUCCUUUGACCUUUCAUGUCCUAUGAACAAAUCUAAAGUAUAUUUAAGAGUUUCUAUGUUCACAUUGAUUAAACUGAAAGAAAACUAAUACUGAGUUCCAUGGAAGAUACAGUCAUUUUGUAGCACUGCUGAUUUAAAUUCAGUGUAAAUUCAGUGACAGUACUGUGGGAAAAUCUUACCAGGAUUAUGUUUAAAUCUGAUCAUAUGGAUUUUGCUUAAAGCUUUCAUAGAUCCAUUGUAUACUCAUGUUCUCAGAUAUGUUCCUUAAAUAGUAAUCCUGUUGUCAGUGAACAACUAAGUGCUGAUAACUGCCAGUUUUGUUAAAGCUGGAAGAUGCAUAGUAACAUUAAAUGGCACAUAGAAAGGGAUGCUUAAGAGUAUUUCAGAUGUAGAAUUUUAAUUCUGCAACAGUUAUUGAAAUAAUCAUGCACUUACACCCAAUUAUUUUGUCACAUUACCUCAAAUAAAUUCUCUUUCUUGUAAUGGUGGGGACGCAUAUUAUGCUGUAAAGGAUGUGUUAUCUGAGAAAAUGGUCUCUAUAAGUAGGAAAUAUAAAAAUACAUUGUAAACCCAACAAGAGUAAAAAAUGUGAUUUAAUGCAUUUUAAAGAAGAGUUGUAAUUCAGCUGGUUUCAAAUUAAGAUUCAGACACUGAAAACAAUUUGUUUAUCAGUGUUGCCAUUUGUUGCAUAAGCAUAGAAAACUGUAAAAGUUGAAAGUAAUUUCACUGUUAUGCACUUUAUUUUUUGCAUUUCUUUGUAGAAAAUCAAAAUAUUUGUAAACAUUUUUUUGUUUUCAAGCUCUAAUUGAUGCACUUGUUUCAAUUGCAGAUAAUGUGAGAAAAUGUCUAUGUGAAUAUUCUCACUGGUGUUUAAAAGGAAUUGCAAAAUUUCUGUGCUCUAAGCCUUUGUAAAAUCAUCUUUUGGAAAAAAAAAUACAAAUCUUGGACCGGUCUGGAGUUAACCAAACUCAUAGACUCACAAAAAGGAAAUGUUCUGUACAUGGAGGAGAAUAUGAAAUUAUGCUGCCUACGGUAACUUUGUGGAUUAUGAAGUGCUAAGACCUUGUACUUGCAGUACAUAUAAAUGGCACAGUGCAUUCUAAGGAAUAUUAGGAGCGUGUUGCAAGUAUUGGGCCAUCCUUAUUUUUCCAAAGUCUCCAAAAUAUAUAUUUUUUUUAACAAAAGAUUAAUGUAAAGUAUACCUCCUUAUGCAAGUGUUACUGAUAGAAAUUGUUACAUUUUCCUUUAAUAAACAAAAGGGACAAAACCUUUUAUUCGUAUUUUUCAAAUAAAAUAUGCUCUUUGC
Molecule: messenger RNA, 7769 nt
Organism: Gallus gallus (chicken)
Lineage: Eukaryota; Metazoa; Chordata; Aves; Galliformes; Phasianidae
Gene: CDH18
Product: cadherin 18
Exons: 13
Coding region: 629-3001 (790 amino acids)
Biological process (GO): cell-cell junction assembly; homophilic cell-cell adhesion; adherens junction organization
Cellular component (GO): catenin complex; plasma membrane; adherens junction
Molecular function (GO): cadherin binding; calcium ion binding
Source: RefSeq, a predicted model, not a curated record